Messenger RNA from Spodoptera littoralis (African cotton leafworm), 861 nucleotides. The record is from the annotation of a GenBank genome assembly. Lineage: Eukaryota; Metazoa; Arthropoda; Insecta; Lepidoptera; Noctuidae.
AUGGAUGGAAUGUCCGCUCGUGAGCAAGGAGGAGUGCGGUCGAGCGUGGUCGAGAGGGACGCUUUUGCCUCCGCACAACCCGCGCGCGUGCCAUCGCUCGGUACCUUGAGCGUGGUAGCAGUACCAGCAGCUAUGCUCACGGUGCACGGUGACACCGGCAUCGGCACAGCACUGAAUGGUUACCAGAUCUCAUUCCGGAACGUUACUGAGACACAAGUUCAGUUUGAGCCUAACUUCCAGCAACACCGUACAGAACGAUUUAUGAAUAUGAUUUCGGACUUACAAAUGACCGGCGCGGAAUUACGGACGAAGAGAGAGAGUUAUUUAAAUCAGCGGCGCUCAGUCGCACAAUUACAGCAAGCUGAGCGAGCCUCGAGUGGAGCUCAACAGGCAGUAAAUCACGGCGCGGCGCCGCCCCGGCCGCCGGCCGCCAGCCGCAGCCAGCACGCGCCGCGCUCGCCAGCCACCGUCUCGGGACGGGCACCCGGGCCGCAGUUAGCAAAGAGGCACUCAAGGCUCGUCGAGGUGAGGCUUACGGCCACCGCGGGACAACCGACGCCUAGUAAACUUGUGCUACGGCGCAGCAUUAAACUACAGGCGGAAAAUCUCAAAUGUCAGGGUCGCAACAACCACUGUGUUACAAGUCCGACGACCAGUAACAAACUAACAAACAAGCGCUCGGGCGGCGAGCGGCGCGAGCUCGCAACACGCAAGUUUGUGGGUGUAACGAGCGGCGAGCGGCGAGCGGCGAGCUGCGAGCUGCGCGUCGCCAUCAAUCAGCAGGCGCGCCCGCCGCUCCCCAUCGCCCGUCACCCGCCACACCGCCCACACAUUCUUUUCUUAUUUCUCCAAGUAAUUUAA